Hemibagrus wyckioides is the source of this 1230-nucleotide messenger RNA. It is a transcript of the gene isca1, whose product is annotated as iron-sulfur cluster assembly 1. The coding region runs from base 55 to 444 and encodes 129 amino acids. Gene Ontology annotation, cellular component: cytoplasm; mitochondrion. Gene Ontology annotation, molecular function: 2 iron, 2 sulfur cluster binding. The record is from RefSeq and is a predicted model, not a curated record. Gene Ontology annotation, biological process: iron-sulfur cluster assembly. NCBI's taxonomy places the organism in Eukaryota, Metazoa, Chordata, Actinopteri, Siluriformes, Bagridae. The transcript is spliced from 4 exons.
UUCAUCUUUCACUGGUGUUUACAUCUAGGCACAGAGAACUUUGUGAUAGUCAACAUGUCUGCCUCCAUAGUGAGAGCUACUGUGAAGGCGGUUAGCAGGCGAAAGAUUUUAUCACCAAGAGCCGCUUUGACGCUGACACCUUCGGCUGUAAACAGAAUCAAGCUGCUGUUACAGAAUAAACCCGAAUAUAUUGGGCUGAAAGUUGGUGUCCGGACCAGAGGAUGCAACGGUCUCACGUACACACUCAACUACACCAAGGAGAAGGACAAAUCGGACGAGGAGGUGUUACAGGACGGUGUGAGAAUUUUCAUUGAGAAGAAGGCCCAGCUGACGUUGUUGGGCACAGAGAUGGAUUUUGUCGAGACGAAACUCUCCAGCGAGUUUGUGUUUAACAACCCCAACAUCAAGGGAACAUGUGGCUGUGGGGAGAGCUUUAAUAUUUAAACAACUGCCAAGUCAUGUAUACUUUCCAGUGUACAUCACACUCCCAUUCCCCAGUCAGAGACAAAGAACCACCAUGUGGAAAUUAAAGACUCCGACAUGAGAGAGAGAGAGAUGUAGAUGCAUCGGAGCUCAGCUCCCUGUGCUGCACCCAACUGAACGUCUUCAUCACCACUGUUUAAUGACUAGAAUUUUUGUGUUCUGUUUUAUUUAGUAUCUAAUGUAAAAGAUAAAUGAUGUACAAUAUGGGUCAGUAUUUAUUUGACAGAAAAUUUGGAAUGCAUUCAUCAUUCUCUUUUAGACAUUUUUCUUCAUGCUGAGUCGUCUGUUUAUAUGCCAGUAUGCUCAUAUGUCCUCGUUAUAUAACAGAGCUGUGUGUGUGUGUGUGUGUGUGUGUGUGUGUGCACGCGUGAGAAAGAGAAGGAAGGCUUCCACUCAACAUAUGCCAUGCAUUUGUUUGUUUUAUAAUCCACUCAGCGUAUUUCACUGAACACUGAUGCUAUAAGAUAGAACUUAUUAAAUAUCAAGCUCUUUAAAAUUGCUUAGAGAUGCAGCACAGCAUGUGAAACAACCCUGCAUCCCUGAGGAUGGUGUAUAUUUAUAAGAACCAGACGUGUGAGAUAUCAGUAACUAGGAAGUGUAAGACUCGGACUCAGGUGUUGAGUAUGGAUGACUGUAUUUAAAUAAAAAAGUGUCCUUGAUGCUGAUCAGUCUGUAAAAUCUGUGAGAGAGAAAUAGAAAAAAGGAAAAAACCUGUCUUUUAACGCACAAUAAAGCUGAUAUACAUAA